AUGCGUCCUGCCGCUUUCUUCACCGCUGGCAGUCUUCUCGUCGGCCAGCUGACUUGGGCUCAACCCCCGCCCUCCUCUACCACUGUCAAAGAAAUUCAUCUUGAGGGAAAUGAUGUCACCAACACGCGGGACAUCCAUCCUGCCCAGUUUGAUCCUGAGAGCCUGGGCUUUCCUCACACACUCGAGAUGAACUCCAAGUCACCCGAAGUCCAACUUGAGAUCAACAUUCACGUGGACGCUGUCCCAUCUGUCGACAUCUUGAAGGCCACGUCGGACCUCACCGUCACAGCUCUCUCUGCACCCACUGGCUCCACUGUCACCGCAUUUUCGCCCAUGGCUGGUGUCGUCACUGUCUCACCCGCCUCCGGUCCUGUCCCCCCUUCCCCUUCACCUGCCAAUGCUGCAAUCCCAACCGUCCCAACUGGCCCUGUUAGCCUCUCCGCACACAUCCGUGCCACCAACAACUCAUAUCUCCUGCACGAUGCCAACCUAUCCCCUGAGGGAGUGAAAGAAGUCUCUCACAUGGCCGAAGACUGCAAUAAUGGCGGCAUCGGCGGCCUCGGUAAUGGAGCCGGGCUCGGUGGCCCAGGCGGCCCAGGCGGCCCAGGCUCUGGUGGUCUCGGCGGGUCUGGUGGUCUGGGCGGUCCUGGCGGGCUCGGAGGUGCAGGUGGGCUCGGCGCUCCCACUACUGUCACCGUUCUCGCCGUUCCCGCGGGCGGAAAUGGCCUCGGCGGAAAUGGCCUCGGCGGAAAUGGCCUCGGCGGAAAUGGCCUCGGCGGCAAUGGUCUCGGCGGCAGCGGCCUCGGAGGCAACGGAGCUGGAGCCUACGGCGAUGGCAAUGGCCUUGGUGGCUCUGGACUCGGGGGCUCUGGUCUUGGAGGCGGCAACGGAGCCGGAGACUGCGGCAAUAGCAAUGGCCUCGGAGGCUCCGGUCUCGGCGGCAACGGCCUCGGAGGUGGAAACGGCCUUGGCAAUGGCCUCGGCGGCAAUGGUCUCGGCGGCAAUGGCCUCGGUAAUGGCGGUCCUGCAACAAUCACGGUGUUGGCCUCUCCUGGGGGUGCUGGAUCAGGUCUGGGAGGCUCCGGUCCCGGGGGUUUUGGCCCUGGAGGUUCUGGGCUGGGGGGCUCCGGCCUUGGAGGUACAGGUGGACUCGGCAAUGGCAAUGGCAAUGGUCAGGAUUGCGCCGGUCUUGGAGGUUCAGGGUCAGGACUCGGAGACUCUGGCCUGGGAGGCUCAGGUUUGGGAAAUGGCAAUGGCCUCGGUGGCAACGGCCUCGGUGGCAAUGGAGGCCUCGGUGGACUGGGAGGUCUCGGUGGAGUUUCUGGUCCAGCGACAGUCACCGUUCUCGCCUCUCCAGAUGGGUCACUUGGCGCUGGAUCCGGUCAGGGAACUGGCAACGGGCUCGGCGGAUCGGGCCUUGGAAGCGGCGGCAAUGGCCUGGGCGGGCCAGGUUCCGGAGCUGGUGACUGCAACAACGGCCUCGGGUCAGGCGGUGCAGGCGGCCUAGGAGGUGGGCUUGGCGGCAACGGUCUCGGCGGCAACGGUGCUGGCGGUGCUAGGAACGGAGCAGGCGGAGCCAUCGUCUCGACCGUCGCUGUCGUCACCAUUCAAGGAGGAGGGAUCCGCGCUAGGACGCUUGAAGGUGCAGGAGACUCGAAUCUGGCCUUUGCAACGCAGGCGGCUUACUCUCCGUCGUACAUCUCGCAAUCCUCAGCUCCCGAUGGACGAGCCGCCCCAUCUCACCUGGCCCUUGCUGUCUAGGCCGCGGCAGUGUUCGGAACGUACACUUCACUGUCGACUCUUCUCGGAGUCUGAUCACCACCAUCCAUUGCCAAAGGAAAGCAGCCUUUCUCCAGCAACAACGACGAGCCCUCGACGCCACCUUGGUCUCCUGCCGUACCCUGUCGGCUCUUAUCUCUUAUAUGACAACACGACUCUGGCGCGGCGGAUGAGAUGGGUUGGUUGUUUUAUUCUUCGAAUCUUACGGAAUGGAGAGCAGGGAGUGUCAGAGUAAUGAGGAGGUUUCUCGUCGGCGGUCAUGUACUUAGUUUAUGGGUGUUGCUAAGUUCAGACCUGAUAGACUUCUAGACACGCCACAACAAUGUUAGAUGUGCUGCUGUUUAUGGCUAUGAAACUGCAAUUGGACCACCAUCGGAAAGCCAUGCAGAUUGACUAUGCCCUCUCUCUAGAUGCUACUGCUCCUUGUUGUAGGUUCAACCAUGUGAUGGACAGCAAGCUCAUUGGGUCAUUGCCAGCUCUCGCUCUCAAGGCAGCAUGAUAGGCCACAAAGAGAGUACGGCUUCUUGGGGAAUUCAAACGAAGUCUGGCCCGGUCACACGACCCAGC
Molecule: messenger RNA, 2346 nt
Organism: Diaporthe batatas
Lineage: Eukaryota; Fungi; Ascomycota; Sordariomycetes; Diaporthales; Diaporthaceae
Exons: 2
Coding region: 1-1761 (586 amino acids)
Source: RefSeq, a predicted model, not a curated record